AUGGCCGACACUGGCCCAGACUUGCGCGAUUCCCCUACUAGUAGUACCUCGUCCUCGCUCAGCCAUGCCUCGGCAUGGGGGGACGCAUGGGCUAACGACUCGGGCCAAUGUACCGAUUAUUCAACAGUAUUUCCCGGGGAGUGGAAAUCUGAAGACGCGGCCGCCCUCCGGGGAUUGGGGUGGGCAUCCAGAAGUCUAGAGGUAGCCCAGCGGGUUUUCAAUCCUGCUAGCGUCCCGUACUGGACGAGACAGGACUGGGAUCCGAAUUACGAGCACUCGGUAGACGGGACAAAACGGAGGCGCACUAGGGGCGAUAUAUGGCAUCGCCUACGGCCUGCGAUACUCCCGCGCGACAGUAAUAUACCUCGGACAGAUUACACCAGACGAUGGGGCAUCAAUCCAGCUUUCCCAAACACCGCCGAAGGCCUGGCCCGGUCCGGCUUGUCACCGAUCACUGCCGCUCCGGCCGCAGACGGGCCAAGGAAGUGGACACACGAAGAGAGUUGGCAGAAAUGGUGGUUCGUUGGUUUUACGAGUCAGGAGUUGAUUGAUACUGGUGCGUACGCUCCAGAUUGGGACGAUCCAAAUGGCUCGGAUUCAUUGUCACAGCGCCCCGACGAUGUUCUACACCCCCUGUUCGAACGCAGCAGAUGGGAACAGCCAAGGACGAGGGACGGCUUAGGAGGCAGCAGCAGGACCAUGAACUUCGACCUGAUAUAUGAUCUCAAUGGGAGGCAGGGCAGAUAUGAUGCAGAGACGGAUGAUCGUGUAUGGGCAGCCUUAAGACCUUCCAUGCAAUUGGCUACCAUGGUGAUAAACUCGGGACACCCUACCUUCAAUAUGUUCUUGGAGGGCUUUUAUCACAUGCGCAGAGUACCGAUGGACAGGGACGGCCGCACCGACGAGGAGAAGCAGAACCCCCUCUACCGCCAGUUCCGGGCCUUGUGGCAUGAAAUUGAUGAACGUGAAAUGUAUGACCAUGCCAGGGAAUUGAGGCGUCUUGGUUUCGACGCCCGAGGGGCGACUUUGGCACACCUUCAGAGUCCGCCACUUGUGGGGCAUAAUCAAACAGUAUUGGAUUUUUUCGCCACGGCGGGGAAAAUCCUGAUGAAUCAAAAUCAACAUCUUAUCCAAUCUUGGUUACAUAGGACCUGCUUCGACAUGGUAGGGGCAAAAGUCAUGAGACUGAGGCUACACUACGAGAGGAAAACAUGGGAAGACAAGUACGAUGGAAUCAUGACCAAGUGUAUUCAGGUCCGGAAUGAAAGCUAUUCAGCCAGACGCAACAUCGCUAAUGAGGUUGCCGGUUUGCCAACGGGUAAUGAUCCUCACACCCAUCUGAACAACUUGAUUCGACAGGAAAUACCGGAACUCCACAGACUCAUGGAUCACGAGAGCCGAUACUGCCAGGCCAUAGCAGCUGAGUACUUCCUCAAAGACCUUGACGGCCGCAACCUGGUCCGCCGGUCAAUGCACGCCCUACUCCGACACCUCCAAACCAUUCUCUCCCACUUUGACGACGCCCUACAAGAAAUCUUUCUCCUGCAGUCAGACAUGGGGGACAGGCCUGGCUUCACGGAGCGGGCAGAUGAAUGUGGCACCCUGUAUCGCCUCCUCGACACGACCAAGGACGCCCUCUCCGACGUGAUCGCGAUCCUAAGCGGCAACACGCUCGAUCAAAGAGAAGGCACCCACGGGCCACUCGCCGCGGUCCCCACCUGCUCGCGCGAGAUUAGCAACGGCAGAAAUUUGCGCAUAGCCGCUUUGAGGGAGUUCGCAAUGAUCGAGGACCCCCGCCUCAAGCGUCUCAUCCAGACUUUCAUCAACAUUCUCAAUUUUACCCAGGACAUCAGGCUGGACGACCCGAGCGCCGAGGACUACGUCGUUGGCGGGGGCACCAUAGCUGAGCUGAAACGGGCCACGGACCAGGCGACCGCCGACGCCCUGGCGAUUUCUCUUCUCGACCGGGUGGAUAUGGCACGGACGGCAAGGGAGGCCGGGACGGCGCCGGAGGAGGGGGAGGAGGCGGCCAUUGCGGAGAUAGGACGGGCGUUGGCCAAUCUUGAGGUAUCUUCGGGUAUUCCUGACUUGUACGCUGCGUUUUCAGAAGAUGAGAGGAACCGGAUCCAGCAGGCGAUGAGACCGAAUCCUUGA
This is a messenger RNA of Diaporthe batatas, 2154 nucleotides long. RefSeq lists its product as uncharacterized. The record is from RefSeq and is a predicted model, not a curated record. Bases 1 to 2154 code for a protein of 717 amino acids. NCBI's taxonomy places the organism in Eukaryota, Fungi, Ascomycota, Sordariomycetes, Diaporthales, Diaporthaceae. The transcript is spliced from 6 exons.